This is a messenger RNA of Pestalotiopsis fici W106-1, 1233 nucleotides long. RefSeq lists its product as uncharacterized. The transcript has a single exon. NCBI's taxonomy places the organism in Eukaryota, Fungi, Ascomycota, Sordariomycetes, Amphisphaeriales, Sporocadaceae. Gene Ontology annotation, molecular function: metalloendopeptidase activity. Bases 1 to 1233 code for a protein of 410 amino acids. The record is from RefSeq and is a predicted model, not a curated record.
AUGUGUCCCAUCACACCAGAACAACAUUUGCAGGCUAUUGCAGACAAUGAUAGCCUACCUGAGCAGUUCAAAAGCAAUGCUACCUUACAUCUUCAGCGCCGGGUUGUUCUUGCGCCCUCGAGUGAGGCUAUCAGCGAUGUCGUUGUCGAGCCACCAAGCACCAACAACGUAGACUUCACCUGGAGCAUCUACACCAUGGACAAUAAGCUUGGCAGUGAGAAGACACUGCCAGGCAACCUCGUCGCCAGCUCCAAGAGCACCACAAAGUCGGUGGACGACGUUGCUUACGACAAAUGCCACAAAAGCUUCGCUUGGACCUGGAAAUUGUUCAAGGAGAAGUUUUCCCGCAACUCUCUCGACAACAAUGGCCUAGAGCUUCGUGCAUCUAUCCAUUAUGGCAAGGAUAAGGGCGACGCAGCUUGGAACGGAGACCUCAAGCAAAUCCUCAUCGGUGACGGCGGGCGGUACGCCACUGACGAUGGACGAACGACGAGCCCACUUUCCAGCUGUGGUAUCGACGUCAUCGGCCACGAGCUCACUCAUGGUGUCAUUUCAGCGACAGUCCCUGGCCUUGACCCAGCACAGCAGGGCCAGUUCAGCAAACCUUGGGUGAAUGACAGUGAUGUUGAUCCUGCCUUCAAAAGACGAAUGGAAAACUUGAUGUCCAAGGAUGAAAAGACCAUGGAGCAGAUGGGUCCCGGGGGGAUGUGGUACACUUGGAACCAAGGACGCAAUAUGGAGGCACAGACCUUGAACGAACACAUUGCUGAUUGUUUUGGUAUCAUGGUCAAGCACUUCUCUCAGGACCAGACCGUCAAGACUGGCAACUGGCAGAUUGCUCCUGGUUGGUGGAGUGACGAUACUGUGGCCAAGAAUAAUUAUACGACCAACUGUUUGCGCUCUUUCGACUUACCCAAGUCUGCAACGGACGCUGAUCAGUUUCCCAAAAAGUGGGAUAAGAACACGAUGUGCUUCGAAUUUCAGUGGAAUAGCCACUUCUUCGCAGGAAUUGGGAACCAUGCGUUCUUUCAAGCGGCUCACAAAUUCGGUGGGAAGACGUGGGAGAAUGUUGGUCAAAUCUGGUAUCAAUCCUUAACUGACCCGAUGUUCAACAACCGCGAUAAUCAGAACUACGCAUCUUGGCGGGACAUCACAAUCAAACAUGCUGGUAAACUGUUUGGUGCGGAUGGAAGUAAGAAAAUGACAGAGUCUUGGCAGAUUGUUGGCCUUUAA